This is a messenger RNA of Linum tenue, 435 nucleotides long. NCBI's taxonomy places the organism in Eukaryota, Viridiplantae, Streptophyta, Magnoliopsida, Malpighiales, Linaceae. The record is from the annotation of a GenBank genome assembly.
AUGGAAAUCUUCGGCACAAAACUCUACAGCGGCGCGGGGGACAGAUACUGGAGAAGCAAGAGAUACCAGAAGCUGCAAGACGGCUCGAUCCGCAACAAGAACAUCCGCACCGUCAGGCUCGGCGGCGGCCAGUCGUCGCCGUCACGCAGGCUGGGGUGGAGGAUCAGGGCGGUGCCGAAGCUGCGGCUGAGGCUGAGAGUCGUGAUGUCGGCGCCGCUGAAGCUGGCGGCGAAGCUGAGGAACGGCUAUCUCGACAUGAUGGUGAGGCUGGCCGGGAGCGUGGGCUACUUGAACACCAACUUGGCUUUCGGGAACAGGAGGGUUCCGAAGGCAAGGCAGGUCAGGAGUUCGUGCACAAACGAGGAGUUUCAGAACAGGAUUAUUUACGAGAUGUUCAAGAACAUCUCCGCCGCACAUGAGUUGUCUCCCAUGUAG